AUGCAAACACCACCUAAACCAAAACCUUUGAGCGAUGAAGACCUUUUUUCAAAUUGUUUAGAUUUAGCAUAUUAUCAGUAUAACCUUGAAUCAAUUGAAGAUGAAAAUGAUGGAUAUGAUGAAUUUGUACAAUCAUUUGAAGAACUUUAUGGUGCAGCACGUCAACGAUAUCAAGGGAAAAUAAAUAAUGAAUCAUUUUAUAAAAGAAAGAAUGAUAGUGUUACUAUAUUUGGUAAGUUAUAUGACGCUUGUUUAAAUUCAUUUAAUACAGAUGAUAUUCUUGAGUUUAUGGGAAGUAGAUAUGAAGCUAUGGAGAAAAUGAAAGUUGGAGUAAAUAAAUUUUUAGAAAGAUAUCCAAAUAUUUCUAGUGUUGAAUUAACUAAUAUGAUUAUCACAGAUCUUAUAGAACAUAGAGUACGUCCAAUUGAUAAAAGUAUUAUGAAGUCAUUAAAAAAUGAAUUAGGUGAUCCAUUUUAUUUUAUUUCUGAUGCCCUUCGAUUUGCCCUUGUUCCAUUUCUUGAUGCUGCUAAAGGAAUUGAGACAAAAUAUGGUAAAAAAUAUCCAGAAGCUAUGAUGAAUCUUUUUGAAGAUACUGUUGUAAAAACUGUUGAUUCUGCUAGGCUCUUAUUCAAAAAUGAUUUAAAAGGUGUUGAACAAUUUAUUAAAACUUUCAUGAAAGGUCAUCAAAAAAUGUCUGGUAAAAAUGCACAAUUUAAUGAUAUGAUGGGAGUAUUUGGUGCUCAAUUAAUACUUGAAAAGUAUUGUAAAGCACGUAAUCUUACAUAUAUUCCUGAUGACGGUAAUUUUGAUGAUUUAUUAGUAUCUAUGCAACCGAUGAUGAGUGCUAUGGGAACAAUGCAAGAAAUUGUUAGAGAAUUUCCACGAAAUGAAGAAGAAAGUAAAGAAGAGGAAAAUAAAGGAGAUGAGUCUUUAUUUGAAGAGUGUUUAAAUGAAUGUAAAACAAAAGACUUCUAUUAUAACUUCAAUAUGAAUGGAAAAAAUAUUACUGUAUGGGAAGGAAUGAGCAUUAAUGAACUAAUGACGGAAUUUAACAUUGAAGAAGAGAAGGAAGAAAACCCUCAAAACAAUACAACAAAUCAACCAACUACCACUAUUCAAAUAGAAAAUGAAAUAAAAGAUGAACCAGAAUACAUUUAA
Molecule: messenger RNA, 1158 nt
Organism: Entamoeba dispar SAW760
Lineage: Eukaryota; Evosea; Mastigamoebida; Endamoebidae
Exons: 1
Coding region: 1-1158 (385 amino acids)
Source: RefSeq, a predicted model, not a curated record